Molecule: messenger RNA, 1149 nt
Organism: Medicago truncatula (barrel medic)
Lineage: Eukaryota; Viridiplantae; Streptophyta; Magnoliopsida; Fabales; Fabaceae
Product: F-box/kelch-repeat protein At3g23880
Exons: 1
Coding region: 1-1149 (382 amino acids)
Molecular function (GO): protein binding
Source: RefSeq, a predicted model, not a curated record
AUGACGCUGGCUUUCUUCCCCGAUGAACUGAUCGUUGAAAUCAUCUCCCGUCUCCCCGUGAAAACUCUUAUCCGGUUCAGGUGCCUCAACAAAUCUUUCAACACUCUCAUCUCUGAUCCCAACUUUGUUAAAAUCCAUCUCAAGAAAUCGGAACGAAACCCGCACCUCGCAGUCCCUGCGUACCGAUAUGCCGAGAAUGAACCACAUCUCUUAGCCUUCCCAAUUUCUCGUUUACUUGAGAAUUCAUCGACCACCAUUCACUACGAUCCUUGCUAUCGAUUGAAUCACAGUGACGGUAGUUGGCGAGUUGUUGGUUCAUGCAAUGGAUUGCUCUGCUUGCUUGAUCGGAAUACUUCACCUGCUGGUCAACGACUUUGUUUAUGGAACCCAGCCACUAGGAAAAAAUCUAAAUUUGUUUUAGGCCCACGUAAGUAUACUAAGUUCUUUUUUGGUUACGAUUAUUUGACUGAAACUUAUAAGGUGAUAGCGUUUCGUGUGAAGUUGGAUAUGGGCAACGGUAAUGCAAUGGUGAAAGUUUUAAGCAUUGGGAAUAGUUCUUGGAGAAAUAUUCAAUGUUUAAUGCUUCCACUUUAUUGGUAUCAACCUAAUAAUAAUUGUACCCGUGUGCAUUUGAAUGGUACUAUUAAUUGGUUGGCCGUGCGAAAUUACUUUGACAAAUAUUUGAAUGGUAUAACUGUUGUCGAAUAUGUGAUAGUUUCGCUUGAUCUCUCCACCGAGUCACACACUCAGCUGCUGUUGCCUCAGGGUGUUGAUAAGGGGCCAUGUCAUCAGCCAACACUUGCAGUUUUGAUGGACUGUCUUUGUUUUUCUUAUGAUUUCAAGAGAACUCAUUAUGUUAUUUGGCAGAUGAAGGAUUUUGGAGUUCACGAGUCUUGGAUUCAAUUAUUUAAAAUUAGUUAUCAGAAUUUAUUUUCAUUUAACGGUUGUGUAAUGAAGUUUAUAUCGUUUAAAUUGUUGCCAUUGCAUCUUUCUGAGAACGGCGAUACAUUGAUAUUGGCAAAUGAUGAUGCCGACAAGGCAAUUGUCUAUAAUUGUAAAGACAAUACAACAGCAAAAAUUCUAAUCACUAAGCAAAUAUUUUGGCGACAAGCCAGAGGUUAUGUCGAAAGUUUGGUUUCGCCUCGUUGA